Messenger RNA from Peromyscus eremicus (cactus mouse), 2929 nucleotides. It is a transcript of the gene Pgghg, whose product is annotated as protein-glucosylgalactosylhydroxylysine glucosidase. Gene Ontology annotation, biological process: carbohydrate metabolic process. The transcript has 13 exons. The record is from RefSeq and is a predicted model, not a curated record. Gene Ontology annotation, molecular function: catalytic activity. Lineage: Eukaryota; Metazoa; Chordata; Mammalia; Rodentia; Cricetidae. Bases 34 to 2106 code for a protein of 690 amino acids.
UUCUCCAGGCCUCCCAGACUGAGACAGCUGUCCAUGGACAAUUCUGAAGACGACCCGACCAUAUUCAGUACCCACUGUCUGCCCAGUGACCCCAGGUUCUGGGCCACUGUCACCAACUCAUACCUGGGUACACGUGUGUAUCAUGACACCAUACAUGUAAACGGUGUGUACAAUGGAGCUGGAGGGCACACUCACCGGGCAGUUCUGCCCAGCCCCCUCAAUGUCCAGCUGGAGGCCCCUGCAGGAACAGAACAGCUGACUGAGACCUUUGCCCUGGAUACUAACACAGGCUCCUUCCUGCACACCCUGGAAGGCCCCAGCUUCCGGGCUUCCCAGUGCAUCUAUGCUCACCGUGUGUUGCCCCACGUCCUGGCCUUCAGCGUGUCCAUUGCACGCUUAGCUGCAGAGAACAAGCCCAUCACAGUGCUGCUACAGUCGUCCUUCUCCCCAGAAAGCCCAGACCUGGACCUACAUGAGGGGCCUGACUUCCAGGGAGCCCGGUACCUACAUGGCCACACACUCACCCCUGAGCAGCCAGGAGAGCCUCGACUGGAAGUACACAUGCUGUGGAUGCCAGUUCCCCCAGCCUUGACCCUUGGGGAAGAGGAGCAGGACAGGACCUGGGACUUUCUGACGGUGGUUGGUGGCAGCCAGGCGGAGGCCCAGGGCUGCUUUGCUGAGGCCCUGCAGCUGCAGACUCAGGGUGUUCUGUAUACAGCCCAUGCAGACACUUGGGCCCAGCUCUGGGCAGGCUGUGGCCUGGAUGUGGCUGGGCCCCUGGCCCUGCGCCAGGCCCUCCGUGGUUCUCUCUACUACCUGCUCAGUGAGCUUCCCCAGCCUGGCACCCAAGGAUCAGUCAGCCAUGGGCUCAGCCCCGGAGGCCUCUCUAAUGGGAGUCAGGAAGAGUGCUACUGGGGCCAUAUCUUCUGGGAUCAGGACCUCUGGAUGUUCCCAAAUAUCCUGAUGUUCCACCCAGAGGCUGCCAGGGCCAUCCUGGAGUACCGAGUCCGUACACUGGGAGGGGCCCUGAAGAAUGCCCAGAACCUAGGCUACCAGGGAGCCAAGUUUGCUUGGGAGAGCGCAAGCACUGGCGUGGAGGUCUGCCCUGAGGACAUUUAUGGGAUCCAGGAGGUCCAUGUGAAUGGAGCCGUGGUGUUGGCCUUCCAGCUGUACUACCACUGCACUCAGGACCUGCAGCUCUUCCAAGAGGCUGGUGGCUGGGAUGUGGUCAGUGCCGUGGCUGAGUUUUGGUGCAGCCGUGUAGAAUGGAGCCCCCAGGAGAAGAUGUACCACCUGAAAGGAGUCAUGCCCCCUGAUGAGUACCACUCAGGAGUCAACAACUCUGUGUACACCAACGUCCUGGUCCAGAACAGCCUGCGCUUUGCUGCUGCAUUGGCCAAGGACCUGGGUCUGCCUGUCCCCAACCAGUGGCUGGAGGUGGCUGAUAGGAUCAAGGUGCCAUUUGACUCUGAGCAGAACUUCCAUCCUGAGUUUGACGGUUAUGAGCGUGGAGAAGAAGUGAAGCAGGCGGAUGUUGUGCUCCUGGGAUACCCAAUCCCCUUUCCCCUGCCACCGGACAUCCGAAGAAAUAAUUUGGAGAUUUAUGAGGCUGUGACAUCCGCCCAGGGCCCUGCUAUGACCUGGAGUAUGUUUGCUGUGGGCUGGAUGGAACUGAAGGACCCCUCCAGGGCCCAGGUCCUCCUGAACAGGAGUUUCAUCAAUGUCACUGAGCCCUUCAAGGUGUGGACAGAGAACGCGGAUGGGUCUGGUGCCGUGAACUUCUUGACAGGCAUGGGCGGCUUUCUUCAGACAGCACUCUUCGGAUGCACAGGAUUCAGGAUCACUGAGGCAGGUGUGACCUUUGACCCCCUGUGUCCAGACCUGGUCUCCGGAGUGUCUGUCUCUGGCAUCUCCUACCUGGGGAACAAGUUUAACUUCACCUUUGCCAAGAACUCUGUGACACUUGAGGUCACAGCCCGUGCAGAGCCCUGGGCGCCUCUGCUAGAAGCUGAGCUGUGGCCAUCCCUGGCCCGGAUCCCCUUGCCACCAGGACGUAAAGUCUCCUUUCCCCACUCAGCUGGCCGGAUACAAAAAGCAUCCCCCUAGCUGCCCAGAAAUUCCAACUCUUCAGUGUUUUGAUAUUAGAACCCCGUUCCAGGACCUCUGGGACACUUUUGGGCCCUCAGCUGCAUCCCCCACACCCCCAGUCUCUCAAUCUGGCUUAGGGGGUUCCCUCUGCACUUCCCUUCCUCCUUACUCUCCUUACCCUCUCCAGUACUGGGCUAUCUACCUAGAGCUUCAUACAUUCUUUGCUUUGGGGCUGACCCAGCCCCCUACCCUUCAGCUCCCCAUUUUGCUGUCUCCCUAGGCCUUAACUUCCUCGCUCACCUCUGGUCUCUGGAUUGCUGUGGUCAAGGCUGGGUGGGGAAUGGCCAACAGCCCUGCUGAGAAGGUGGCCAGCAGGUGGGUCAUGGAGUCAGGGGCUUAGCUGCCCCAAACAAGAGCUUCCUGUGGCAUGCAGUUGGGACCAGAUAGGGCUGGUUUGUGGCUUUGAACUUCCUAUUCUGUGACUCCUGUUGACGUCAGAUGGCAUUUAGCAUAGUGGGCUAGGGCGAGACUCCUUAACCAUGCAGCCUGUGAGAAGAAGGCCGUGCUAUCACCAGAGGACGAGGUAGAUGAACAUCAGAGACCACGGAGUUCCUGGCUGGUGACCAGAGGAACUGGAGUCGAAUGGGCAGGGUGCCAGGCCGUAGUCCUGGCCAUCUGUGCCAAGGAGCUACCGAGGCUUCACUCCUGGUCCUCAGUUCCUGGCAUGCUUUAUCAGUGUUUCCCCAGAACAAGGUGCAUAGAAUAGGGCCAGGAUCCUGGUAAAUCCUGUGCCCCUGUACCAAGCCAAGUUGGCUAAUUAAAGUCUGUGCGAGCUCCUGAA